AUGCUUUGUGAAGAUGGAAAGCAGGAAAUGAGUAUAGAAGACCCAGAGUUACCGUAUGCCAACGAAGACGAUAUAGGAGAUAUUGAUAAGCUAGAAGUUGAUGAAAUUAUGGAAGGAAACAUUGAAGCAGAAGAUCUAUAUCGUAUUUUGAAUAUUGAGACCAAUGCAGGAAAAGACAGUGUAUACUCAUUGCUGUCAAUGGCGAAACGACCAAAUAAUUCAGAGAAGCAACAAAAAGCUGAAUCUAGUUCAAACACAAGCAAAAAGAAAAAUCCUGGACGGCCUCGUAGUGCUGCUCAAGCUUCUCACAUGCUCCGAAUUCCAGAAAGGACCGCUCAGCGAUAUGGUGCACGAUUUCGAGAUGAAGAAGCCUAUUUGCAAAGUCAAUUUAAAAAACCUGAACGCCUACAUCCUAUAUUAACGAAUGAACUCUCAUUGUUCUUACAAGAUCCAUACGACAAGAAGUCUUCAGCGACACUUGAGCCGGCUUAA
Molecule: messenger RNA, 492 nt
Organism: Zychaea mexicana
Lineage: Eukaryota; Fungi; Mucoromycota; Mucoromycetes; Mucorales; Lichtheimiaceae
Exons: 3
Coding region: 1-492 (163 amino acids)
Source: RefSeq, a predicted model, not a curated record